Molecule: messenger RNA, 972 nt
Organism: Danaus chrysippus (African queen)
Lineage: Eukaryota; Metazoa; Arthropoda; Insecta; Lepidoptera; Nymphalidae
Source: the annotation of a GenBank genome assembly
AUGUUAAACCAAACAUCUACGGAAGCAUUGCUUUCGGCGACUUACGUUGAAAAUUACUUGGACUGCGUUGAAAAUCUUCCUAAUGACUUGCAACGACAUUUAUCGCGUAUGCGAGAAUUAGAUGUGACUUACAGGGAAUGCCUUAGAGAUGCUGAAUCUUAUCUUUCAAUAUGUAUCGGACCUAAUACCGAUGAGAGACGCCGUGGGAGAGCAGCGAGACGCCUCCAGGCAGCUCUGGUGGCUGCACAAGAAAUCGGAGAUGAAAAGCUUCAGGUUGUGCAAUUACUUCAGGAUUUAAUUGACAAUAAACAAAGGUCCCUUGAUGCUGAUCACAAGAAACUAAUUUCCUGUCUAGAAGUUAACACAAAUGGUACAAGUAAAGAAGAACCUACCCCAGCUUCAGAGUCUCGAUCAAAUGAGAAAGAUUCAAACACACAACAAGUUCAACAACGGCAUUCAACACCGCCUGCACCACCAGAAAGAACUAGUGAGAAAGAAAAAGAAAAAUCAGAGAAAGAUAAAUCAGGAGGUGAACGUUGGUCAAAACGUGCAAGACGUGUUCGAACUACAGCUGGUGUGGCGACUGAUGGCGCUGACUCCAGUGAACGUGAUAGUGAACGCCACACCCAUAAUACAACACACAAGAAAGGUAUAGGCAAGAAGAAAAAGCGUAAAUCUCGACAAGUGGCUCAACGAUCGGAAACACCACCAGAAGAAACAGAUGCUAUUGAUCCCGAUGAACCAAGAUAUUGUCUGUGCGAUCAAAUCUCAUUCGGUGAGAUGAUUUUAUGUGACAACGACCUCUGUCCGAUAGAAUGGUUCCACUUUUCAUGUGUAUCACUCACAACAAAACCAAAAGGUAAAUGGUUUUGCCCCAAAUGCCGUGGUGACCGACCCAAUAUAAUGAAACCCAAGGGACAAUUCCUUAAGGAAUUAGAGCGGUAUAACAGAGAAAAAGAGGAAAAAGCAUAG